Letharia lupina is the source of this 888-nucleotide messenger RNA. RefSeq lists its product as uncharacterized. The record is from RefSeq and is a predicted model, not a curated record. The transcript has 3 exons. Lineage: Eukaryota; Fungi; Ascomycota; Lecanoromycetes; Lecanorales; Parmeliaceae. The coding region runs from base 1 to 888 and encodes 295 amino acids.
AUGUCGCGGAACCCUCCUUCAAAAGACAAGCUGGAAAGGUCACAAUUUUCAGUCGACAAGCCACUGACUUCUGAAAUAAAAACCAAAAUUAGAUCGGAGCUUACGAGAUCUUAUCACUCUUUCAGGAAAAGUGUAUACGGCCUGGAAACCAAAACCCACUGGGCAUCCAACCUCGGCCCAGAUACCGGCAUGACCAUUCACAACAAUCCAAUAACGCCACUUGAUGAUUGGACGCUGCAGAAGUUCUGCAACAAACCAGCAGCAUUGUACUGGGCGCGUCCGGCUCAAAUCAAUGAAUGCUGUCCACGCUUAACAUUCGCUUGUAUCUACAAGCAAUGGUUCCGUUCCCACAACCGCGAUCCGAACAUCGAAUUCGGUCAAUUAUUUGCAAAUCCCAUCCGGAUUUCCUCCACCGGUCCCGAAACAAUAGCCGCGAUACUUGUUGUCCUCGAUAAUUUUGAUCCACCUAAUGUGACCAAGCAGCACGAACGCAUAAAGUUAGACGAGCCGGUUCAACGGCAGACUGUGGUUAUGGUUUUGACUGGUGACGACAAUGGUCUCAGCGCGCCAAUAACUUUCGAUACCAUCAGGUCGCAUUCACUCCCACUUGGAAAAGCUGACAUCGCCGACGACCGGCAAGAAGAAGAAGCUUUUCCGGAUUUGGGACGGAUUGCGACUGAUCGAUCCAUUGGCCCAACAACCGAUAAUAUAUCAUUCGGCCUGAUCAGUGCAGAUGAAUGGGUUAAUAUGAUUAUGCACAAAUUAGAAGAGGAGGGCGACAACAUUGUUAUUGAAAUGAAGUCUGCGGCGUGGAAAAUGAAAGCGAAGCAACAAGGGGAUGACUUUCUUAAGCGAGAGUUCGAUAAUUCCUCUCCGAUGUGGGAGUAG